GCGCACAAGCCGGCGAGCCGGGGAGCUGUGCGCCCGGCAGCCUGCGGGCGGCGGCGGCCGACUGGCUCGCGGGGAGAGGGGUGGCCAGGAGGGCCGGAGGAGGAGCUGGCGCUGCAGCCGGGCCCCCUCGGGCCGCGCCCCGCCUUCUGCCGCCACCUGCGCGUCCCCUCCGGGCUCUCGCGCCCCGGGGCUGUGUGGGCUCUCCCUGCCGCAGCGGCGGUAUCACCGCGUCCACCAAUUAGAAGACUCGGCGUUUGGCUCCUUGGGGCGCGGGAAGAGCGGCAGGCGCUGCCGGUUCUGGCGAGCGGAGGGUGCGCCGACGCGCGUCCCUCCCCGCCGCGCUCCCCGCGACGUUCGUGGAGGGGGGUAUACAGAACUGCUGUGACUUUCGAGGUCCGACUCCGCCUUCCGGCUAGCCUCUCGACGCGCCAGCUCGGAGAGAGGCCGGCGUGACCGGCAGGCCCCGAAGGCUCACUGCGUGGGCUCAGGACUUGGAACGUGUCCGGGAGCCCGCGGCGCUGUGCGCGCUGGUGAGUUUGGCGGCGGGGUGCGGUGUCCCUGGGCGCGAGGGGGCGGAGAGGACGUCGCGCUCUGCCCCUUCGCCCGCCCCCUAGUGCUGCCCCCACUUUAAGAGUAAUUGAGACUUGAGCGUGACUGCGGAGCCGCGAGGAUGCGGGCGCUGGCCACGGGCUAUUCCUCAGCCCGGCGUGAUGGAACGGGUCGGUGAGCGUAACAAAGGCGCCCGCCCCGGGGAGUCGGUCCUCCGCUGAAGACCGCGGCCGGCGCUCCGCGACGGCUGCCUGCGGACUAGGCUAGUGGCUGUGCGGCCGGAGGCGCGGUGCGCUCCUCCGCGGGCGGGCGACGAACCCUGAGCCCGACACCUGCGCGCCGCUCCCGCCGCGGCGCCGGGGCAGCCCCGCCUGCCGGCCCCUGCGUCCUCAGCCCGGCUCCCGGCGGCCGGAGGUCCAGCGGCGAACCACUUGCUGGUGCAGAGGAGAGACACCCGGCCCCUCGCCGAGAAGCCGAGGCGACCGGUAGGGGCUGCGCGCCGAGGACCGAGUAGGCAUCUUGGGGAGCAGUUCUGCAGACCGAGGGCUUUCACGUGAGCCAUCUCUCUCUCCCCGCGACCGCCCGGACCUCCUAACCGUCUACGCUGCCCCAGCCUCCGCGCCGUGGGGCCGGGAGCGGCUGGUAUCCUCGCCAGCCGUCCGGAGCGCUUGGCUCACACGCACGGCCCCCGGCUGCCCCGCGCCUCGCCAGAGCCCGAAGGGGCGCGGGUCCGGGGCGAGGGCCGGCUGGGCGUGUUUGAUGGCUUCACUGAGAAGAGUCAAAGUGCUGUUGGUGUUGAACUUGAUCGCGGUGGCCGGCUUCGUGCUCUUCUUGGCCAAGUGCCGGCCCAUCUCGGUGCGCAGCGGAGACUCCUUCCAUGAGAUUCGGCCGCGGGCCGAGGCCGCUAACCUUAGCGCGCACAGCGCCAGCCCCAUCCAGGAUGCGGUCCUGAAGCGCCUCUCGCUGCUCGAGGACAUUGUCUACCGGCAACUAAACGGUUUAUCCAAAUCCCUUGGGCUCAUUGAAGGUUAUGGUGGGCGGGGCAAAGGAGGCCUUCCUGCCACCCUUUCCCCUGCGGAAGAAGAAAAAGCCAAGGGACCCCAUGAGAAGUAUGGCUACAAUUCCUACCUCAGUGAAAAAAUUUCACUGGAUCGUUCCAUUCCGGAUUAUCGUCCCACCAAGUGUAAGGAGCUGAAGUACUCCAAGGAGCUGCCCCAGAUAUCCAUCAUAUUUAUCUUCGUGAACGAGGCCCUGUCGGUGAUCCUGCGCUCAGUUCACAGCGCAGUCAACCACACGCCGACCCACCUGCUGAAGGAAAUCAUCCUAGUGGAUGACAACAGUGACGAAGAGGAGCUGAAGGCCCCCUUGGAGGAGUAUGUCCACAAACGCUACCCCGGGCUGGUGAAGGUGGUGAGAAACCAGAAAAGAGAGGGACUGAUCCGAGCUCGUAUUGAGGGCUGGAAGGUGGCCACUGGCCAGGUCACCGGCUUCUUUGAUGCCCACGUGGAGUUCACCGCUGGCUGGGCCGAACCGGUCCUCUCGCGGAUCCAGGAGAACCGGAGGCGUGUGAUCCUUCCCUCCAUCGACAACAUCAAGCAGGACACCUUCGAGGUGCAGCGGUAUGAGAACUCGGCCCACGGGUACAGCUGGGAGCUGUGGUGCAUGUACAUCAGCCCCCCGAAAGACUGGUGGGACGCCGGAGACCCCUCCCUCCCCAUCAGGACACCAGCCAUGAUCGGCUGCUCAUUUGUGGUCAACAGGAAGUUCUUUGGUGAAAUCGGUCUUCUGGACCCUGGGAUGGAUGUGUAUGGAGGAGAAAAUAUCGAACUUGGAAUCAAGGUGUGGCUGUGUGGGGGCAGCAUGGAGGUCCUGCCUUGCUCACGGGUGGCCCACAUCGAGCGGAAGAAGAAGCCAUACAACAGCAACAUCGGCUUCUACACCAAGAGGAACGCUCUACGGGUUGCCGAAGUCUGGAUGGACGACUACAAGUCUCACGUGUACAUAGCGUGGAAUCUGCCGCUAGAGAAUCCAGGAAUUGACAUUGGCGAUGUCUCCGAAAGAAGAGCCUUAAGGAAAAGUUUAAAGUGUAAGAAUUUCCAGUGGUAUCUGGACCACGUCUACCCAGAAAUGCGAAGAUACAAUAACACCGUUGCCUACGGGGAGCUUCGCAACAACAAGGCAAAAGACGUCUGCUUGGACCAGGGGCCAAUGGAGAACCACACGGCAAUACUAUACCCGUGCCACGGCUGGGGACCCCAGCUGGCUCGCUACACCAAGGAGGGCUUCCUGCACUUGGGUGCCCUGGGGACCACCACGCUCCUCCCUGACACCCGCUGCCUGGUGGACAACGCCAAGAGUCGGCUGCCCCAGCUCCUGGACUGCGACAAGGUCAAGAGCAGCCUGUACAAGCGCUGGAACUUCAUCCAGAAUGGCGCCAUCAUGAACAGAGGCACGGGGCGCUGCCUGGAGGUGGAGAACCGAGGCCUGGCGGGCAUUGACCUCACGCUCCGCAGCUGCACGGGGCAGAGGUGGACGAUCAAGAACUCCAUCAAGUAGUCUGGGGAGCCGGGCCCCCGGGACAGGGCCUGCCAUGCUCUGGACCAGCCACACCGGGGGAGAAACAGCGAGACACCGGGGGGUGCUCGGUGGGGCUUCUCCAGGGCAGCCCAGGGCCCCCGGUGGAGACUCUGCCUCUUCAUCAGGCAUCCAGCUUCCCGAGGCUCACGCACCCUGGGAAAGGCCCCUGACCCUUCUCUGGGAACCCAGAAGCCGAGUCUUCUGCAGCCCAGAUGUGGAUCUGGUACCAAGCGACACAUCACAUCUCCUCUUGGGCAUCUUCCCACCCGCCGUCAGGACGGGACUGGCAGAGGCCCCUCCUUUUUCUCAUCUCCCUUCAACAAAGGGGAGGGGGCUGGGCCACAUCCUCGCUCCUCCUCCUCCAAGAAGGCAGCAAGGCCCUGGGACUCAGUUUCCCCCAGGUUGCCUCUGUCCAGAUGCCCAUUUACAGCCCAAGAUCACCACCCCAAACCUUUCCAGCCGAUGGCCUUGGACUUCGCUGGACUCUCACCCCUGAGAUGACCUGGGAGGAUGCGUCCCUGGUCACCUGGGCACUAAGGUGCCUAUGUGCCAGCUCUUCCGCCUGUGUCCUCAAGAGGGAGCCAGAGAGCACACGGCCGGCCUCGGUUGUGAGGGGCCCCAGCUGGAACGGGCUGUUCUGCCCUGCCUCCCCAGGGACCGAGCAUCCCCCAGACACGCAGUGAACUGCUGCCGCGGGGGCGGCAAACAGCCUCCACCUGGAACUUAAGGACUGCCAUCAGCACGGCACGGGGGGCCAAGACCCUGGAGGAUGCUCAUCUCGUGUCUCCCCGCACUCUGCUGGCUGACGGGAGAAGGCAGCCGAGUCCUCGCAGAAGAGUAAUCGUAUUUUUCCGAUUGCCCUCUGGUUAGGGUGCACUUAUAAAUCAAGAGUUAAUAUAUGGACGCGUGUGCAUGCGUAUGAGGGUGUGUGCGUGGUGGGGCGCGUUAGAGCGUGCAUGUGUGUGCGUGUGUGUGUCCGGGUGUGUGCGUCUGAGUGCAUGGUAGAACAGACGUAGAGGUGUGGCCCUGGACUUGUCGCUUUAUUGCCCACCCGGAUCAGAUCAAGGAUGCGAAGAAGCUUGCCGGAGGUGGGGGAGGGGGUGGCCACGGUCAUUGGCCGGGAGGAUGUGGCUGGGCCUUGCCCGGUGUGCCGCCCCAGAUGGAAGGCUGCCCUUCCGCCGGUUCCCAUCUGUCUCCCUCAUGCUGUCCAGACAAGCCCGGCCCGGAACCAAACUCUGUCCCUGCCCAGUUUGGGGUUCACAGUGUCUCAUUUGGUGGCAUCUUACUGGUGAAAGUUCCCCCCCACUUGUGAAAUAAAUACAUGUGAGCAAUUCCCAUCUCAG
Molecule: messenger RNA, 4469 nt
Organism: Capra hircus (goat)
Lineage: Eukaryota; Metazoa; Chordata; Mammalia; Artiodactyla; Bovidae
Gene: GALNT17
Product: Williams-Beuren syndrome chromosome region 17
Exons: 11
Coding region: 1309-3105 (598 amino acids)
Cellular component (GO): Golgi apparatus
Source: RefSeq, a predicted model, not a curated record